This is a messenger RNA of Rhodamnia argentea, 1175 nucleotides long. RefSeq names its product glycolipid transfer protein 3-like. Gene Ontology annotation, molecular function: ceramide 1-phosphate transfer activity; ceramide 1-phosphate binding. NCBI's taxonomy places the organism in Eukaryota, Viridiplantae, Streptophyta, Magnoliopsida, Myrtales, Myrtaceae. Gene Ontology annotation, biological process: intermembrane lipid transfer; ceramide transport. The coding region runs from base 88 to 843 and encodes 251 amino acids. The transcript is spliced from 6 exons. Gene Ontology annotation, cellular component: cytosol; membrane; cytoplasm. The record is from RefSeq and is a predicted model, not a curated record.
ACCCAGGCCGUCAUUAUGUGCAUAAAAGUCUAAACACAUCUUUCUCAGCUCUCUCGCUCUCGCUAGCCGAAGAUACUCCGUCUCGAGAUGCAAGUGAGAAAAGAACGAGAAGAAGAAGAAGAAGAAGAGGAAGCAGAGGUUGGUAUCAAGAGAAGGAGAAAGAUGGAGAGAUGGUCAGAGAUUAAGUCCGCCAUUGAAGAGGUCUCUAUGAUGGUCAAGCUCAAACCAGUCGUGACCAGAGCUAGAAAUGGCGAUGGAGAAGGCGAGCCGCGUGAUGAUGCCUUCCAUGUACCAACAGGGCCCUUUCUUUCUCUCUGCUCCUUAGUCCUUGAAGUUCUUGAUAAGGUUGGCCCAACAAUGGCGGUUCUGAGAUUAGACAUCCAUCAAAAUGUUCAGCGAGUGGAACUGUUCAAAGAAUCCGACCCAUUGAAGUAUUCGAAUUUGGUUGAGAUGAUAAAGAAAGAGGCAGGUGAAGGCAAUGCAAGAAAGAGUGACAGCUGCAGCAGAGCAAUAGUUUGGCUUACUAGAUCCAUGGACUUGAUGGCGGCCUUAUUACAAAGGUUAGCUAAGGAUCCUGGACAGAAGAUGGAACAAGCAGUGGAGGAGUCCUAUAAUGUCACCUUAAAACCGUGGCAUGGAUGGAUUUCCUCGGCCGCCUUCAAAGUUGCCCUUCAACUGGUGCCCGAAACAAAAACAUUCAUCAACCUCCUCAAGACAAAAGAUGAAAGCUACGAAAACUUCAAAGAGGAUGCACAGACCUUAAUUUCGUUAAUCUCUCCUGUCCUGGAAGAGAUCCACAGUAUCCUGAAACUUUAUGGCUUGGAUAGGUUAAAAUCUAUUUAAGGAGAUCGGACGAAGGACCUCCAGACUUGUACAGUUGUUGCUAGUCAUGAAGUUUUGGACUUUCUUUUUCGUGCUUUUCAUUUUCCCCUCCUGGCAUCGUCACCUGCUCUUGUAAUUACAUCCAUGGGUCGGUAGCUUCUUGAGCAGAGUUCGCUUGGACUCUGAGAGAGCUGAACUUGUGAAAGGAACAAGAAACUUUGUGUACAGUCCUGUUACUUGCUCCAAAAGUUACAGAUAUACAGAGUGCAUUUUCCGUCAAUAUUUCGACUGUCAUGUCCAAUUUAAUCGACUCUGAAUGAUAAUGUUAUCUAUCUACUGCACAAGUUUCGUGU